Messenger RNA from Closterium sp. NIES-65, 672 nucleotides. Lineage: Eukaryota; Viridiplantae; Streptophyta; Zygnematophyceae; Desmidiales; Closteriaceae. The record is from the annotation of a GenBank genome assembly.
AUGCUCGAGGCUCUCUUUGAAAAAUCGUUCAAGGAGAGAAGUGCAAGCAACAUGACGGGGCAGGGCAUGGCGAGCGGUGCAAGUUUCGAAAGUGAUGCGCGCAUGAAUGCUGCCGCUCUGCCUGCCGACAUGCUCGUUGCAGCGCAGGGGGGCGACCAGGCAUGCACAUUCAAGCUGGAGAAUGAAGCUUGCAGUUUCAGUGACCCAUUUUUGCUGCAAGUGGAGCCGGGCCCUGUGCAGAAAUCCGACCUGCCAUACGCACAGCUCACGCCAGCGGAAAUCAUCAACGGUGCACCUUUCUCUGGAGUUCCCAAGGGCGUGCCUUGUGCAUCCGCUCAGCAGGAGACGUUCCGGUACCUGAGUGCGGCUCUCGGCGCGUGUGAGCCGUUGGAUCCUGCUCUGUACACGUGUCAGAAUCUGGAUGAUCCGAACCUGGACAUGCCUCUGCAGGAGCUAGAGGCAGUGGAGAGCUUGCUUGGGGUGACUCCAUACACUGCCAGUCAACCUGGUCAACCCGGUCAACCUGGUCAAUCUUCUCAGGUCUUCUCUCCAAUUCGACGUCAUGAUUUGUACUCUACUCCGCAAUCAUGCUUUGCUGGCGAUGGCAGUGGCGUUUCUGCCUUGCUCACGCACCCUGCUUCGGUGUUCCCAAGCCCCGUCAUUCUGAUUUAA